CGCCAAGAUGAUGCGAAUGAAUGGCAAAGGGAGAAGCGCAAGAUCGCGUCGGUCGACGACGAGAUCGAGAGCGUGAACACGCUGCUUCAAGGCGACACAACCGCGCGCGAGUCGUGGCAGAUUGGCAAGCGGCUCAAGACGCUCAUCGAUGCGCACCCGGGCAUGACGGACGAGCAGAUGGGCAACACGCUCUGCAUGUGGGGCACGGCGAUUUCGCGCAUUGCGACCGAGAACGACGACGCGACGCUCGCCGAGGCCGCCGUCGACAAGUUUGAACAAGCACUCCAGCUCCUCGGCAAGGACGAGAUGGGGCCGUAUGGCAUGGCGCUCUACGGCAGUACGUCGAUGAUUGUCGCGACGGAGAAACAAGACCGCCAAGUCCUGGAGGCAGCGCUGCAACAAUUUCAGAUGGCCGUCGACAUGGACACACCCGAAGCAUUCGAGUCCCACUUCCAGUACGCCAAGGCGCUCAAGGAAGGCUCGCACCUUGUGCAGCACCUUCUCGAGAAUGGCGCCGACGAGGACGAGACGCUGCAGUCGCCCCGGCAGCUCCAAGAAAAGGCGCUCGGUAUUUGCAAGCAUCUUCUUCAGCACCACGCCGAUGUACUUGGCCAACCCACGACGUCGUCCGACGAUGUGCUCGCCAGCGCCGCGGCUGGCGAUGACGAAGAAGAAGACUGCGUCACGACCGAAGACAUGUCGGAGGUCAUUUUGCUCCAAGCGCAGCUCAUGGCGUUGCUGUCGGUGGACGACCCGAUGACGAUCUUUACCACGUUCAAGCAGUCGUACGACAUUUUCGGCGACAACUACAACGCGCUCAUUGAAAUGAACGCGUUCCUGAUUCAAGUGCCGAAGGGCGAGGAUGCCAUGACGUGGGUCGACCACCUCGCCUUUGUCGCGACCGAGUUCAAAAAGGUCCUGCUCUCGAUCGAGUUUGAUACGACCAAAUGCGAUCACGUGAUUCGCUUCUGCAUGGAGGACGAGCUCGACGCCUUCGACGAGCGCGCGCCCAAGCUCCUCGACUGUCUUGGCCGGAACCUCCUCGAGCAACUCAAGUGCCAUCGCGAGAAGCAGGACGCGCUCGCCGCCGAAACCAUCUUGACGCUGCGCACGGCGCACCACCUGCACGACCAGUUCGGUUGCUAUCCCCUCGCGACGCUAUUCGCUCACCCGCUCUACGUGAACGCCGCGGAGUGUCAUACGUGGAUGGAGACGUGCGAAAGCUACGGCGUUCUCGACGAAGAGUUCAACGCGGCUGAGUUUGCAUCCAUGGAGAGCGAGGUGUGGUACCAGCAGUUUGUUGCUGGCGGAAAGCUCAAGCCCACUGAAGCCACCGUCGUCGAGUAA
Molecule: messenger RNA, 1347 nt
Organism: Saprolegnia parasitica CBS 223.65
Lineage: Eukaryota; Oomycota; Saprolegniomycetes; Saprolegniales; Saprolegniaceae
Exons: 10
Coding region: 163-1347 (394 amino acids)
Molecular function (GO): protein binding
Source: RefSeq, a predicted model, not a curated record